GUGUCCUAAAAUUUAUAGUUAGUUAGAUUUGAAAAAAAAAAUGCGGACCUCACCCUUUGAAAAAAGUGCGAAGUUUGAUGACUUAAAUCGCAAUUGUGAGAACUGAGCAGAAACAAUGGGCGUGUAGUUCUACGUUUGAUGGCUGCACACUAUACCUGUUAGGGUUACCUGCUCAUCAAUGGCGGAUCUGCUUCUCUUUCCCCCUUCCUCCAAGCUCUCCUCAUCCAUGGCGGAAUUUUUAGAUCACAACUUCAAAACCCUAGAUGAUCUUCUCAAAAUCACUACGGUUCAGGACAACCUGAAUAAAGAAUGCUUGGAUUUGGAUCGCCAUUUGAUGGAUCUUAGUUACCGUUUCUCAGAGGUUGUGGCUUCAUUUUCUUCACAUUCUGAUACGAUCAAGGGUUUCCUUGGUGACCUAAAGCUCAAACUAAGCAAUUUUAGGGUUUCUGGGCCUUGCGAUGAAUCAGCAGUAAACAAUAACAUUGGAAGCAUUUUGUCAAAGGAGUUGCCUUUACUUGCUAAGGAAGUAGGUAGAGUUGAGAUGGUUCGAGUCUAUGGAGAGACCACAUUAAAGCUGGAAGCUCUUGUCGGUGAUCUUGAAGAUUCUGUGGUCUCCAUUAUGAAUAUUAACCCAAGGAAGGGUAACCCCAUGAUAAUGGGAAGUGCCCCUAACCAAUAUGAAGUUGAAACCAAGCAGCAGAAACUUGUCAUGGCUAUUAACUCCAUAAACCUUAUAGAGGACAUGUUAACCAAUCUUGUAAAGUCUCAGCCACAAUGGUCUCGCCUGCUAAAAGCUGUUGACUCCAGAGUAGAGCAAUCCUUGGCCAUUCUCAGGCCUCAGGCCAUUGCUGAUUAUCGAGCUCUCUUGACAUGCAUUGGAUGGCCACCUCCCCUUUCAGUGAAAAAUCUUGAUCAAGGAGAGAAAAACCCACUAAUUGUUAUGCAUGGAUCGAUUAAAGAGAACUAUUCUCAGAGUGUGCUUUCUCUCUGUACCCUACAGCACUCACACAUUUUGAGGCGAGCCCGGAUUUGUAGCCAACUAAGACAUAAUAAGGAGAACCGAUUGCUAGAUUUGGGUGCUGUGCAAAAACCCAAUCCAAAUGAGUUGUUAUGGACAAUUGAGGAGCUUGUUUCUCCUAUAUAUUCUAGGAUGGAACCUCAUAUUGCAAAAUGGGCUGAUAAACCAGAGUUUAUUUUUGCUCUCGUGUAUAAAGUAACAUGGGAUCUCGUGGAUGGAGUUGACUAUGUCUUACAACCCUUGAUAGACAGGGCGAGACUUUCAGGUUACAGUGCAAGGGAGGAAUGGGUCUCUGGUAUGGUUGCUGGGCUUUCUCUCAUUCUCUCUAAACAAAUUUUUUCUAUCCUGGCUAAUAGAUAUAGAGAUGGGGAUCGAGAGGUGAAAUCCUUGUGGCUUCACUUGGUGGAUUUGGUUCUCUCUUUCGAUAAGCGGAUGCAAGAACUUGUAAGCUCAGACCUCUCACUUCCAAUUGCCAAAAUUGCACACACUGAUGCAAGCUUGUUGAGCCCUAGGAGUGCAGUGAUACACAUAUUUUGUGAUCAGCCUGAGUGGUUUGUAAUUUGGACCGAGAUAGAGCUUGAGGAUGCUGAAGAGAAGCUUAAGACUCAACUAGAAAAGGACACUGCAUGGAUAGUUGAUAAAGGAUCAAAAUUUGAAUCAGAAUCACCCCAAAGCCAAAUUCCUGAGUCUUUCCUUCUCUCUACCAUUGAGGACUAUAGAGCUCCUCCAAUUGCAGACUCUACGAUUAAACUAGUGUUCUCUCUCAUUGAGAGAUGUCGUUCUUUGCCCAAUGUCUUAUUUCAGAUUCAGUUCAUCAAACUAACUACAUCUCCUAUUUUACAUUGGUUUCUUGAUUUAUUGAUAUGGCAGUGUCAAGAAAUUGACCUCUCAGCCUCUUUAGGUGAUGAUGCUGUGAUCUCUACGAUCAUGAAUUGCAUAAAUGCAGCAGGGUAUUGUGUAUCUGUUCUUCGAGAGUGGAGUGAGAAGCUGACCUUCUUAGAAAUGAGAUCCACAGAGGAAGAAAUCCAGAAUCAGAUAGACAAAGCACUACCAGAGACCCCAACCUACUUCUUUGAUGAAGAAAUUGAAAAAUUGGGGAAAUUUCAAACUGAAUGGCUCUCGGAAAUAAUGGCAAAUUUCUUGCGAGAAUUUGAUAAUUAUUCACAUGACUAUGUGAAAAACAAGAAGCAAUGGCAAGAAACAGGAGGUGAAGCUUUUGAUACAGUUGAUGGGUCUUCUGGUUUUGCUGUCCUGUCCAUUUCUACUGAAUUCAUUGCAGUUUUGGAUAAUUUACAAGGAAGGAUUCGAAACCUGAACAUAGGAUUGAAUGCUAAGGAUUUCUCAGAUCUCUGGCGAAGCAUAGCAGGUGGAUUAGACAGGUUUAUAUUUAAGAGUCUAUGUUUGGGUGGCACAAAGUUUUUGGAUCGAAGGACCAAGCAGUUUGCGAUUGAUAUGAAAGCACUUUUUAGUGUGUUCAAGCCUUUUUGUGUCAGACCAGAAGCAUUUUUUCCUUUCAUAAGUGAUUCAUUGAAGCUGCUGGCCAUGUCCCAUGAAGAAGCAAAGCAUUUAGGUAUGAUUUUGGGUGCCUUGAAUAGUUCUGUUGACAAGAGAAAACUGGAAUUGCUAAGGCAUGGAAUCCACCAUAUAUCACCCCGCAAAGCUCUGAAAAUACUCAGGAAUCACAUAUAUUGAUUUUCAAUUUUAGAUGGUAUGGUUUUUCUGUUGAAGUGUGUUUUUGAGGUGUAUUGUUUGUUAGAUUUGUGCUUAUGAUGAAUGUUCAGUAAAACCAGACGGAAGUAAAAACUAGGUUGGGCUAGGUUGGGCUCUCUCUCUCUCUCUCUCUCCUCUCGCAAGUUUAUAUUUUGCCGAAUUUUGACUGAUGGACACCAGACAUGGAGCUGUACUAGUUCUCGUACACAAUUGUUUUGUAGGUGUUAUUCUAUUUCUGUUUGUAAAAGCAUUUUGAUUUUAAUGUGGUUCAUGAUUUUAGGGUAA
Molecule: messenger RNA, 3013 nt
Organism: Amborella trichopoda
Lineage: Eukaryota; Viridiplantae; Streptophyta; Magnoliopsida; Amborellales; Amborellaceae
Product: RINT1-like protein MAG2
Biological process (GO): retrograde vesicle-mediated transport, Golgi to endoplasmic reticulum; endoplasmic reticulum to Golgi vesicle-mediated transport; regulation of ER to Golgi vesicle-mediated transport
Cellular component (GO): Dsl1/NZR complex
Source: RefSeq, a predicted model, not a curated record